AUGUCAACAGAUGGGGUACAAUCCAAGGACACCACGUCACCGAAGUGGCAAGCUCAACCGGUGCGGCACGCAUGCACCCACCAGGGCUUUCAGGGAAUUCUCACGGCGGAUGCCUCUGGUUGUAGUUUCACCAGCGAUCUGUUGAAGGUAGAAUUUGUUUGGGAAAACGUGAAGUGGAUUCGUGUGACCACAAAGUACAUUAAGGAUGAACCAACCUCGGUACUAGUACUCAAGCUGAAACGAGGGAAGCGCCUUACUUCCCGGCUUAAUAAUGGUGGUAAACAUUAUUUUUACCAUCUUAUGGACAUUGUAGAAGUAUCCAAGGAGCUCCAGGAGCUCAAAGACUCUGCAUCCAACUCAGACAUAGUGACUGGAACGGGGUCCCCUGAAUCGAAAACUGAUGUGACUACAACUACCAACGCUAUGGGCCUUGGUGACACUGCAAGGGCCCUGCUACUUGGUACCAAUAGCGAUAGUAGUUUGGCAAACUGCAAUCAGGCCAACCAAGCUUCACCCGUUGGUGGAAACACAAUUGCCAAAUUUGGCAGCCCUUUACAGCCUGGAGGUAAAACUGUUGGAAGUCCACAGGCAGCCUCUUGUAACGUCUUGCGUCAAGAAGACGAUUUAGUGAGCUCCUCCUCCACAGGACGUUUAAGGAGACCUUCUAACAUUCGUGACGACGGUGAAGAAGGGAACGAUGGGCGAAACAGCGGUGCAGUGGGCGUGAACGUGCCUCUUACCACUAAUGCCCAACGCCACGGGGAUUCAAAAAAUAAUAGCACCUCUCAGCUGCAGCGAGGUAGUGCAGUGGCCAUCAUCAACCGAAAACGCCGUGGAAGACAACGUGAAUCGGAUAGUACCUUGUGGUCUCGCUGUCAUGUCUGUGCUUGUAGCAUAUUUCCUGAGGGUCUGCUGCGCGUUGUCGUGGUAUUGGGAGUAGUGUUAUUGGUGAUCCUCACCUUGGCUCUGUCCCUCUGUGUACUGAUGGGAGUGUGGGAUGGAGAACGCUGGUAUGAAUCGUCUCCUGGAGAGACUGUAGUUCGCGUUACUCGCGCAUUGGAGCAGCUAAGACAGUGGCGUACAGAACCGCAUACGUCAGGUGCCAUAAGGAACGCAAACCGUGGAGCGUCUGCGACAGUGAAGGUGAAAGCGACGCGAUCAGCGCCGCCCGUCCGUGUGACGCUGAAGGAUAUGACAGUCGCUGUUGAGGAGCUUCUUGCGCGCUAUGUGGCGGUGCAACACGAAAUGAUUGUAACACGCGUAGAACAUGUGAGACGCGAACACAUGUAUCCCGAGUCAACUCUUAGCGCGCGGCGUCGUUUGCUUGAUGGUGUCCCUCUUGAUUUUCUGCAGUAUGAGGACGAAAAUUGGGAGAACAUAUAUAAAAAUGAUAAUUGUGAGGAGGAUGUUAGGAAUGCUGAUGUUGCGUCACAAGAAGAGCGGCAUUGGAAACCACUACUUAGAUUUUCCGCAGCACACGUCAAGGCCGAUCUGAGUCGACUGCUGCGUUAUGCUCGUGAGGCGAUCGCAGUAGUGAAAUGGGCGCUUUCAAGGCGGAGUGGUGCCGUUAAUGAGCAGAGCCAAUCCACACCCUUCUUUGUGCGAUGGCUUGCGUUCAAGCAGGACUGGCGUGACAGAAGCUGCAGUUCCAAAAAUGCCCGGGAGACGCAACAAAUUACACGGUACACAGAGGUGCUUGCGAGUGGACAAAUUGUUGCGCAGGAGGUCAAACUUGCGGAUCACGAUGAGCGUCGUACGUGUCUUCGACUCACGCGGGAGCUUAUUCGUCUUUCGAGCCUGAUUGAGGAGCUUUUGCUGGAGUAUCAGGAUGUGGUGAUGGCGCCGUUAUAUGAGGCGCAUCUUCAUCAAACAUCUUCUACCAUCUCCGGGGUGGAUAGGAUGCACAAGGUACUGGGAGCCGCGGUCGCAGGAACGUCAUUGGGAAACGACCCCAAUGAAAAUGGCUUCUUCUCGGGAGACAGCAGUCAUCUACUGCGUUCUAUCCUGCUUAGACGACACACCCUUGCGCUCCUUUACUUUGACCCUUUGCAGACCACCCAUGACGACCGAGAACACACAGUAAACCGACAGUCGCAUAAUUUCAGAUCUUUCUCGACAUCGACGAACAAAAGUACUAAAAAAGGGAGACAAACCAAUUCGACAGAGGCACCUACCAAAGAAGAUGUGAGGGCUAUACUGCGAGACUUUGUCGCAAGUACUACUGACUCCUCCAACAUGUAUGACCCCAUACUCGCGGAUAAUUAUGGUGCAUUGCCGCGAAAUAUCCUGAGAGAGAUGAAAUAUUGGUAUGAACACGAAGAGGAGUGGCAAACUGUUGUCUUGUGGCGACUAAAUUCAAUAAACAAGACUCUGAAUGCCACGCAAAUGUCUAAUGGUGCAAGGAAAGAAGAAAAUGAAGAAGAAGAAACGGAGGAAGAUGAUGAUGAUUUUCACAAUGUCAUUGACUCACUACCGCUGUUUCGUGGUCUUUGGUGCUUUAUGAGGCAACCUAUAAGACUUUUUCAGGAGAGAGGCAAAAGAAGAGACGACGUUCUCUCCUCAACCUCAACUCCAAUUCCUUCUGAACACGCUCAAAAGGCCGUUGCGGUUCCCAAAGGCAUUGAUAACGAAGGUGGUUUGGAAAACGGGGAUAGAGUUAUUCAGAAUUCUGUUACGGGUGGGGAUGAAGACAGUGAGCUGGUUGAGGAGAUGUACGAAAGGAGGGAGACGGACACACUUUUUAACGACACGAGCGUUGAUCCGCGACCAGCUGUGUUGGUGACGAUGGAUCCUGCAGAAAGGCCCUCAAGUAAAGAAGAGCACAGAAUGAAUGAUGAAAUGGGAAGUACGGAGGAAGAAUGUGGGGCAACGGAAGCUCGGAUACGUACCUUUGAGCUCAUCUCAGAAGAGGCCCAAAUUCGUUGGAUAAAUGCCUUUGACCUUUUUCUUCGUUCUCACGAGGACCUGCGUGAACAAUGGGCUCAGAGUAACAGGGGAUGGGAUGGGGAGAAGUCCCAUGAGUGGGAUGUUGAGGAAGGUCAUGAGGAGAGCAAUGUGGUGCGUGUUCGUCGGCGGUUUGUCAAAUUACUUGGAUGGGUUGAACACCACUACGAGAAAUAUCUCACAAGAGACGCGGUGACCUUGUUAGGGUCCUCUGGUGCGCUGUUGGAAUUUGCGAAGCAGUGCUCGACUCUGCGGGGGUGGUCUUGGUGGACCCUGUUGUGGCCACCAUCGUGGUUUUUGGGGGUUAUAAUGCCGCAGUCGACGAGAAGCUGUUGGAUGCUGCGACCAAGACAUGUGGAUCCUGCGGUUCGCCGCCUUUACCGCAACAUGUUGCAUGUACCCUUGGGUGACAUAGAGGAUUUGCCAUUGAUGCUACUCCAGACACUCUCAAUGCCAUCAGAACUGCUGAAGUCUCAGCAUAACAUGCAUACUUCUAUUCAUGUCCUAUGUUGGCUGCUUCUACUAGUGGUUCUGGCGACAGUUGUGAUUGUCGGUUUCCAUUGUUAA
Trypanosoma rangeli is the source of this 3510-nucleotide messenger RNA. RefSeq lists its product as uncharacterized. The transcript has a single exon. The record is from RefSeq and is a predicted model, not a curated record. Lineage: Eukaryota; Euglenozoa; Kinetoplastea; Trypanosomatida; Trypanosomatidae. The coding region runs from base 1 to 3510 and encodes 1169 amino acids.